AUGGCAGAUAAUCAGAAUGGGAUACAUGCAGGAGGCGACAACACUGAUGCUGGAACGUAUUCAUCCAAUCAGCAAAUUCAUUUGAAAGGUGGCACAACAAAGGAAAUCGAAUCAAAGUUUAAUCAUCUCUUCAGAUACAGAACCGAUUACCCAGAGAUGGGGGUGUGUGUAAUUGUCAAUAACAAGAAUUUCCACCCAUCCACAAGAAUGGGAAUGCGGAAUGGAACUGAUUUAGAUGCCCAAAAAUUACAGGGUACAUUUAAAAGUUUAGGUUACAAAGUCCUGGUUUACAACGAUCUGAAGUGCUCUGACAUCUAUGAACUUUUGAAAAAAGCGGCUGAGGAUGACCACAGCAAAAGAAGUUCAUUUGUUUGUGCACUCUUGAGUCAUGGUGAGGACAGCUUGUUAUACGGAGUAGAUGACGCCAUGCCUGUUAAACGGCUCACAUCCCUUUUCCGAGGUGACCGUUGCAAAACCUUGGUGGGCAAACCCAAAUUAUUCUUUAUUCAGGCUUGCAGGGGAACAGAACUUGACUCAGGAGUGGAGACAGACAGUGGAGGUGGAUCACAAGAAGAAACGCAUAGGAUCCCAGUUGAAGCAGAUUUCCUAUAUGCCUAUUCUACAGUCCCUGGGUACUAUUCUUGGAGAAACACAGUAAAUGGCUCCUGGUUUAUCCAGUCUCUUUGUGAAAUGCUGAAAUUGCACCACCGCCAGCUUGAACUUAUCCAGAUUCUCACAUGCGUGAAUCACAUGGUGGCCUUGGAAUUUGAAUCCUGUUCAACUCAAAUGGACUUUCAUGCAAAGAAGCAGAUCCCGUGUGUUGUGUCCAUGCUUACAAAAGCAUUCUACUUUCCAUAA
This is a messenger RNA of Staurois parvus, 858 nucleotides long. NCBI's taxonomy places the organism in Eukaryota, Metazoa, Chordata, Amphibia, Anura, Ranidae. The record is from the annotation of a GenBank genome assembly.